Protopolystoma xenopodis is the source of this 375-nucleotide messenger RNA. The record is from the annotation of a GenBank genome assembly. NCBI's taxonomy places the organism in Eukaryota, Metazoa, Platyhelminthes, Monogenea, Polystomatidea, Polystomatidae.
AUGCUGCAGGAAUUCGACUAUUUUUUGCUUGUGCAUGGGCUCAACACGCGCAAACAAACGGGCUCUUCGGCAGGCCUCACGUUGUUCUUCAAUUGGGAGGUCGUCGAACUCGCGACCUGUGAACGCUUUCCCUGUGGUUGGUUCAUCCUCACCGAAGAUGCCGAUGCGUCGGCAAAUGGCUUCGGCAGUGGCUUUGUUGUCGCCGGUUAUCAUUAUGACCCGGAUACCGGCCUUGCGGCACUUCUGGAUGCUGUCGAAGACCUCUGUGCGAGGAGGGUCCAACAUGCCGACUACACCGACGAAAGUCAGAUUGUUCUGGUGGAGGAGGCGAAAGGGGUGAAUAAAUGUAAGAUAGGCGAGAAAAUAGGAGAGUAA